GGUUGAGAACCAAAUAAACUUGGAGCUGUGGAAGUGUUCUGGGUUGGUGCACCAAAUUGAAAUCCUCCAGGUGUUGCUUGAGUGGUUGGAUUGGCACCAAAACCAAAGUUUGUUUGAUUUUGCAUGAUGUAAGCUUUUAUCACCUUUACUUGCGUGCUUGCAGCAAGGCCCACAGAGAGGCAAUAUAAUAUUCUAUUUCAAGUAUUCAGAUCCUUCAACUUAUCACUAUUUCUUUGGUCAUAUUAUAACGUAAAAUAUUUUCAGAACUAUUAUUUGUAAUGAUAGAGUGUUUUAAUUUACAAUAAAUUUUAAUUUGAGAUUGGAAUAACUGGUAAAAAGUAAUAAUAAUAAAAAUUACAACAUUUUCAAAAUAUUUCUUCAACGGUGUCCUUAACCUCAUAAACUCUUCUAAUUCUUAUGUUCUGCUGUUUCUGUUGUCUAGAGGGUGUCCGGCCGAAUCACUCUUGAUUUGAUGAGUAGUAAGAAUAAUAAGAAGAAUGUUGAGUUUGAGUUGUUUUCUUAAGCUAUUUUAAGGUUAUGUUAACAAAUUGACAAAUUUGAAAAGUUGGAGAACAGCUAUUAUUUGUUUUGAAUUUGAAAGUGUGAAUUACUUUAAAUUUAUCAAACUAUCGAAUAAUGUCUGAUGAUGAAGAAGUACAGUACGUCAAAAAGACGAAAACCAUUCAUUAUGGCUCCCUAGAAGACUCUGAAAAGGAGAGACUAGAAGCUCAAAAUGAAGAAAGCAAUGAUUCAGAUGCUGCCCCUUCUGCAAAUCAAAUACAAGAACCCUCUGAAUAUAUGGAACUAGAAGAUGCUAUGACCAAAGACAAACAAGCCUUACUGGAAGAAUUUGAAAGGCGACGUAAAGCUAGGUCUAUUAAUGUAUCAACUGAUGAUGCAGAAGUAAAGAGAAACUUGCGUCAGCUAGGAGAACCAAUUUGUUUAUUUGGGGAAGGCCCAGCAGACAGAAGAUCAAGAUUGAGAGAUAUAUUAAGCAGAAUAGGUGAAGAUGCAGUAGUAAGAAGGGAAGCUGAAGAAGAAAGAAAGUUAUUUGAAAAAGACCAAGAAACAACAUGGUACCAUGAAGGUCCAGAUACUUUGAGAAUUGCCAGACUGUGGUUAGCUGAGUAUUCACUUCCAAGGGCCAAAAAUAGAUUAGAAGAAGCCAGAAAAAUGGUGGAUAUUCCAGCUGCUACCAAGACUGCCAAAUCUCAAGAGCUACAGAAAAAAAUUCAAGCCAUGUCAAUUUACUCUAGUCAGAUUGGUGAUACCAGACCAAUUUCUUAUUGCCAAUUCAGUCCAAACUCACAACUAUUAGCUACUGCUUCCUGGAGUGGUCUGUGUAAAGUUUGGUCAGUACCUAACUGUGAACUAGUACAAACUCUCAAAGGUCAUACUUGUAAUGUUGGAGCUAUUGUAUUCCAUCCAAGAGCCACUAUAAGUCAAGAAAAUAACAUUUGCAAUAUGGCUUCAUGUGCAGCAGAUGGAUCUGUUAAACUAUGGGAUUUUACAAGUGAGGAACCAAUAGCAGACAUAGAGGGUCACAUGCCUCACAGAGUUUCAAGAUUGAGGUUCCACCCAUCAGGAAGAUUUCUAGGAACAUGUUGCUAUGACAACUCUUGGAGGUUAUGGGAUUUGCAGCAGUGCACUGAAGUGCUUCAUCAGGAGGGCCAUGUCAAACCAGUUUACUGCAUUUCAUUCCAGUGUGAUGGUUCUGUCUGUGCUACAGGAGGCUUGGAUGCCUUCGGCCGCGUCUGGGACUUGCGCACCGGCCGGUGCAUAAUGUUCAUGGAGGGCCACCUCAAAGGCAUCCUCGGCAUCGACUUCUCUUCCGACGGCUACCACAUCGCUACCGCCAGCGAGGACAAUACCUGCAAAAUCUGGGACCUCCGGAAGCGGGCCAUUCUCUACACCAUACCCGCGCACACGAACCUCAUCUCCGAGGUGAAGUUCCAGAAAGACACGGGGAGCUACCUGGUGACCGCUUCCUACGACAAUACGAUCAAGUUCUGGACGAACAGGACCUGGCAGCCCCUGAAGACGCUGUCGGGGCACGACGGUAAGAUCAUGUCGGUAGAUGUGUCGCCUGAUGACCAGUACAUAGCGAGUAGCUCAUAUGAUAGGACUUUUAAGUUUUGGACGCCUGAAAUUUCGCAGUAGUUUUAUUUAAUAAAUUUAUUAUUUUAUGUACAACUUGGUAUUAUUUACAUGGUAUAUUUCAAUAUAAAGG
Molecule: messenger RNA, 2230 nt
Organism: Phaedon cochleariae (mustard beetle)
Lineage: Eukaryota; Metazoa; Arthropoda; Insecta; Coleoptera; Chrysomelidae
Source: the annotation of a GenBank genome assembly